Messenger RNA from Seminavis robusta, 627 nucleotides. The record is from the annotation of a GenBank genome assembly. NCBI's taxonomy places the organism in Eukaryota, Bacillariophyta, Bacillariophyceae, Naviculales, Naviculaceae.
AUGCACAUGGCAUCCACCAUCACAACCCAAUCGAAGACCCAAGCGAAUCGCCAGGCCACAAGGGUGAGAGGAGUCCAGUUUACCAAUGAGCUUAUCAAAGGUUCUUGCGAGAAGAUUUCUGGAAAGGAGUGGCGCAAACAACAAACGAAGAAAAGGAUCGAAAACCGGAAAAUCGAAGAGCGCAAGAUUGUGGUUGCUGAGGCCAAUCGGCUGGUGAGUUACCUCGAGAAGGUUGAUACGGACAAAGACUUUUUCUUCGCUGAAUUGAAACCCGAGAUUGAUGCGAUCAAGCAGCACUACAAAGACAACUACGAGGCCUGGAGAACUGUGCGUGCUACUAGCGCGACGGCAGGAGGCACCGCAGCUACAGGAGGCACCACAGCUGCAGGGACGUCAGCCGCAGGAGGGACUGCAACCCCAGGAGGGAACGCAGCCACAGGAGGGGCUUCUGAAUGGACACCGCUAGAGGUAAAAAUUAUGGGUGGCGGUCGCAAGGCUUUAGCGGAAAUCAGUGAUCUUCAUUUUAUUUCUUACCUCAAGUCAUUGGACAAGCGUUUUGAAAAAAAUUCUGACCUAGGGUACAUUGGGAUUCUUGAGAACAGGGCAGUCGAGUUGAGCUGUUGUUGA